This is a messenger RNA of Halichondria panicea, 1343 nucleotides long. Its product is annotated as very-long-chain (3R)-3-hydroxyacyl-CoA dehydratase-like. Gene Ontology annotation, cellular component: endoplasmic reticulum membrane. The coding region runs from base 83 to 1225 and encodes 380 amino acids. The record is from RefSeq and is a predicted model, not a curated record. Lineage: Eukaryota; Metazoa; Porifera; Demospongiae; Suberitida; Halichondriidae. Gene Ontology annotation, molecular function: 3-hydroxyacyl-CoA dehydratase activity. The transcript is spliced from 12 exons. Gene Ontology annotation, biological process: sphingolipid biosynthetic process; very long-chain fatty acid biosynthetic process; fatty acid elongation.
CGGCCUUUAAUUAAGUUUGCCACAUGCUAGCUAUUGCACAUUGAAGGCAACACAUUUAUAUUGGAUACUAAUUGACUGCAGAAUGGGGGAAGGAGAUUUGGAUGAGCUGACACCGUCUGUGCUGUGGGCACAGAGAGAGAAGAUGAUUAUCAUCACUGUCAAAUAUCAGCUGACAGAGAGACCUGACUUCACGAUCAAAGAGGACUACAUGACCUUCAAAGGGGAGGGGAUGGGAUCAUCGGGGAGGGCCACUUACAAGUUUGAGUUGGUCUUCUACGAACCUCUGGAAUCAGACAAAUGUCGAGUCAAGUUUGGUCAGAAUGAGGUGGAGUUUCGUCUCGUGAAGAAAACCGGAGGUACGUGGCCACGCCUACAAGUAGCGCACGAACGUCCCCACUGGAUCGCGAUUGAUUUUGAGCACUGGGAGUACCAACCAGAGAGUGAUGAUGAGGAAAGUGGGACAGAGGGAAUGUCACCGGAAAUGGAGAAGACCAAAGCAGAAAUGAAGGAACUUGAAGCAGAAAUGAAGAAGCAGACAGAGAAGAUCAACUCUAUCACUGACAUCCUGGUGAAGGUCAAGAUAGCGUACCUGCUGUUGUACAAUGGAGUACAAUGGAGUGGGUUCAUUCUCAUCGUACUGGCCCUCUUAAAGUGCUUCAGGGGAGGAAUGGAGGGCAUAUUGAUGGCGUACGAGAAGACUGGAGACAUGAUGCUGUUUUGUCAUUCCUUGAUGCUUCUGGAGGCGGUCCACGCCAUGCUCGGGCUCGUCAAGAGUGGUGUGUCCUCCACAACUAUUCAGGUGGUUGGUCGCUUCCUGAUGGUGUAUGUAGUGGUGGUCCCGUCAGUGGAGAUUCAUUAUCAUCCCAUCAUCUUCUGUCUGUUCCUCGCCUGGUCGCUCAUAGAGGUCAUCAGGUAUCCCUACUAUGCCCUGUCAGUGCUUAACAUAGAGGUGGGUGCUCUGAGCUGGUUGAGGUACUCCGCCUGGAUCCCCCUCUACCCCAUAGGAUUCACUCUGGAAGCCAUAUCAACGUAUUUGUCUUUGGAGCAUUAUGACCACUCUGAUGACUUCAAGGUCAGCCUGCCCGCCCCCUUGAACUUUAACCUCCCAUCUCCCUCCAUCGUACUGAGGAUUGCACUGUUCAUCAUUCCUAUCAUUGCGUACAACCAGAUCACCUACAUGUUCGCUCAACGGAAGAAGAAGCUUGGCAAAGCAAAGACAGACUAACUGAUGCUGGUAGCUAUAGUGACAAUAGGAUAAUAAUAGAUUUUCCAUGUUUCUUUAAUUCUUUAUUAUUGUAAUUUGUGUGAAUAAGUGUUUUGGAUGGAAUUAUAGAAUCUGUUAA